AUGACAGGAGCAGGCCUUCGGCGCGGGCUCCUGGGAGAGCUGUACACAGAACCAAACUGGCCAUCAGGAAACGCUGCCGAGCUCGGCAAGUCGAGAAAGGCAGGCAAGAAGAAAGGCCGCUGCAUACAAUUGGUUUUCGAGCUCUCCAAUGCACAUGGUCCCGUUGUCGAGGGAUCGGCGUCGUGGUGGCCGGCCGGCCGGCCAACGGAAAUGUUCCGGACAUGGCACGAUGCUUACUGGAUAGGCGAUACUAAACACGUGGGCACUGUUGGUCAAGCAAAGCCCCAGAAUAACCCGGCUUGGCUUAUUGGGGCCGAUUCGGUCCUCGCCGAAACAUUUUCCGCCCCCGGAGGGCUCGAGGAUGGCCUCUUGAGCGGUAGUCACUACGGGACCGGUUGGUCGGUUGUCACUACGGGCUGGGCGGUCGUCAGGGGUUAA
Diaporthe amygdali is the source of this 438-nucleotide messenger RNA. RefSeq lists its product as uncharacterized. The coding region runs from base 1 to 438 and encodes 145 amino acids. NCBI's taxonomy places the organism in Eukaryota, Fungi, Ascomycota, Sordariomycetes, Diaporthales, Diaporthaceae. The transcript has 2 exons. The record is from RefSeq and is a predicted model, not a curated record.